Molecule: messenger RNA, 791 nt
Organism: Ostrea edulis (European flat oyster)
Lineage: Eukaryota; Metazoa; Mollusca; Bivalvia; Ostreida; Ostreidae
Product: PSME3-interacting protein-like
Exons: 4
Coding region: 117-464 (115 amino acids)
Cellular component (GO): nucleus
Source: RefSeq, a predicted model, not a curated record
AGGAACAGACCUUUCGAUUUUAAACUAGAAUUAACAUUGAUCAUUUUUACAACAGUAUCGGGACACCAACUUGACCAAGUUGAAGUUGGAUAGGCCUAGUAUUGUACAAACUUGAGAUGUCUUCAUCAGACUUAUCUAGAAGGUUUGUCAGUCAAGAUACGUUAGACGAAAAAAGGAAAAAAAGACAGGAAGAAUGGGAAGAGAAGAGAGGGCCGGAAGACCCGAUAGAAUGUCCAGAGGAAGUGGUGGACAAUAGAUCUCUGUAUGAACGUCUGCAGGAACAGAAGAACAAGAAAGAUCAGGAAUACGAGGAUCAGUUCGCUCUGAAGAACAGUGUUAAGGGCCUGCAGGAGGAAGAAGUGGCGUUUCUUGACCAGGUGUCAGAUCAGCAGAUAGCCAUUGAGAAAGCCCGUAGUAGUGAGGAGGCCAAAAUAAUCAGGGAACUCAAAAUAUCCUUUCACUGACAGAGCAAGGAGGUAUUCUGUGUCAUCUGCAGAUAUUUAUGAAAAGGGGAAGACUGGAGUUAAGAUUCUUAGAUAUGUAGGUAGAGAAUGUAUGGAUCUUCAUAUUGAAAUUAGAUUGGUAAUUGAAAGGGGGGGGGGGAGAGAGAAAUCUGAUUAGUGGAAAAAUUCUAAAAUCAAGGAUUUGGUAAGAAAAUUAUAUAUAUAUAUAUAUAUAGAGAGAGAGAGAGAGAGAGAGAGAGAGAGAUCCAAUAUUUAACCUAAAGGUUAUGAAAUCUUUAACAUUGGCAAGAAGCAAAUGUGUAUAAGAUAGAAGACAAUAAGCAAAAA